CCAUGGAGAGCGCGCGCGCGCGCGGUUCUUCUCUGACUGAACGGGUUCGUCAUCAGCGUCGGAAUAAAAGCGAACGCGCGCUCGGAGGAGAAACGAAAGCGACCCGACGCGACGCCAUGAAGGAAAGCGAGGAGCAGCGGUCCCCGGCGACUCUCCUGACGCGCGCUCUGCUCGGUCUGCUCGGUCUGAUCGCGCGGCUCUUCCGGUGGCUCUCGAGCGCAGGUAACCGGCGCGAUACCGUCAUGAUACGAGACGACGAGGAAGAGACGCCCGUGUUCUUUGACCUGGAGACCACCGGACUCGACACGUCAGCGUGUGACAUCGUGCAGCUGUCGGCGCUCAGCGGGGACCGGCUCUUCAACGUCUACCUGCUCCCUCGCCGCUCGAUGGACCCCGGGGCGUCUCGGGUCACCGGGCUGACGGUGGACGGGCCCCGGCUGCUCCUCAGGGGCCGCCCGGUCCAGACGGUCCCCCACAGGCGGGCCCUGAGCAACUUCAUCCUCUUCCUCCGGAGCUUCCCCAGGCCCUUCCUGGUGGGUCACAACAGCAGGCGCUUCGACUGGCCCGUCCUGACCCGGGUCCUGGCCCAGUUUCAGCUGCUGCAGGAGCUGGAGGACGUGGUGUCCGGCUGCCUGGACACGCUGGGGCUGAGCCGGGACAUGUUCCCGCUGCCCAGACACUCGCAGGCCUUCCUCGUGCAGCACUUCCUGCGGCAGCCGUACGGCGCUCACGACGCCCGGGAAGACGCCCGGACCCUGCAGGAGCUCUACAGACUCUGGGAGCCGUCCGAGGAGCUCGUGAGGAAACACAAGACCGGCCCGAGACGCACAGGAAGAUGAAAAACAGAUAUCAUUUCUGUCAAACUCAAAAUGAUUCCCACGCCAGAAAUCAACGGUUACAUGUCACACCCAAAAAUGAUGUCGAUGUUCUUUUUGCAGACUUUUCUUGAGUUAAACUAGUUUUAUCUGACUGAUAGAAGAACGCUGAACUCUAGAGAAUAAACAUAAAGUGAGAGAUGUUAAAGGUGGGUUUGACUCUGUGUGUGUGUGUGUGUGUGUGUACAUAUAUGUAUAAUUUACACACACACACACACAUAUAUUUGUAAGUGCCUUAGUGGAUGAAAUCAUUUUAGAACGAAAGCAUUUAUUUUUUUUGGCUGCUGCGACUCUGGAAUAAUGCAGUUAUAUACGGUUUAUAUCAAAUUAAUCCAAAAGAGUAUUGAAUAUGCAGAGGUUCUUUAUGCACUUUCUAAUGCAAUGUUUACAUUAUUUUUUGAGUUCAGUGAGAAAGUCGUCACGACGCAAAAAAAGCAGCAAUUUUAACUUAUUUUUAAGUGCCAUGUAUUUCGAUUUAAUUCUGUUUUAGUCUAAAAUCAGGUUCUUGGUUUCCGAGUGGGUUUUACUUCUCCUCAGGUGUCAGAACUAAAAUAUAACUCAAUGUCAUUUCAUUUCUACACUGCUGCAUACGUUCUGUAUUAAUAAACCAUUGAAACGUUAAAUAUUAAACCCUUGAUUGUUUUA
Molecule: messenger RNA, 1520 nt
Organism: Puntigrus tetrazona (Sumatra barb)
Lineage: Eukaryota; Metazoa; Chordata; Actinopteri; Cypriniformes; Cyprinidae
Gene: plex9.1
Product: three prime repair exonuclease 3
Exons: 3
Coding region: 3-839 (278 amino acids)
Biological process (GO): DNA catabolic process
Cellular component (GO): cytoplasm
Molecular function (GO): nucleic acid binding; 3'-5'-DNA exonuclease activity
Source: RefSeq, a predicted model, not a curated record